This is a messenger RNA of Chenopodium quinoa (quinoa), 1369 nucleotides long. RefSeq lists its product as uncharacterized. Lineage: Eukaryota; Viridiplantae; Streptophyta; Magnoliopsida; Caryophyllales; Amaranthaceae. The record is from RefSeq and is a predicted model, not a curated record. The transcript is spliced from 4 exons. Bases 105 to 1070 code for a protein of 321 amino acids.
CAACUUUUAUAGGACGACUAUACUAGAUUUCUAGUUAACCGUUUCAUUUCCAUGUUUAGCAAUAUCUGAUAUUAAAGCAACCGCGUGCAAGCACAAAAAAAAAUAUGGGACAAGGUGAAGAAGUUAAGACUAGAAAUGAUCCUCAAGUUGAAAUUCAGGAAAGAGGGGAGAUAUUUUUCUUCUACAGGCCUAAGGUAAACAGAGAAGAAGCUCACAGUGUUGAUGAUGUUCAAAGAAUGUACAUAGUUUUACGCCCUGAGUCCGGUGAAAGGACAGUGGAGGAGAAGCAAGCCCCUGAUUCUGGCAAAGAAGGUACGAAAUCUGGGCAUAGUCCUAGUUCGAGUCAUCACGAGGAUCAAGGUGAAAAGCAUCCUGAAGGCGGGCAUGGAAAAAAGGAAGUUAACAUAGAGAAACAACCACUUCUGCGAUUCAUUGUCACUGGACGAAAGAGUCUUCCUGAUCCUGGUAAGAAGAGUAGGCCUUUUUGGGGAUUUGUUGAAUUGGUCACCACGAAGAUUGAUGAUGUCAAGGAUGCUCUUCGAGGAGGAGAAUAUGAUACUGCUACAAGGGGACAUCGGCACAACCCCAAUGCAAGGGCCCUAGGAGAAGGUGUAUACCGCAUACUAAGGCACAAGUACUCUGAAAGAAAGAUGCACACUCAUUUGGUAUACAAGCUAGAACUACCCCCUGAAGACAAGAAAAAUGAACCUCAAGAAGAGCUCAACAUAGAGCGAGAAGGCUCUUUUAUCAUCCAGAUAAAGAGUCCAGAACAAGGUGGCGCGAGAUCUGAAUUCCAAGGGGUUGGAAACAAACGCAAAGCCGUGUUUCCAGCACACUUGCAAGGGCAGUUCGGAGGUAAGCGCUAUGUGCCAGCUGAUCCUCCUGAUUUUCUGAACUAUGAAGGGUGUGAGUUCCUUCUUAUAUCAGCAUCAGAUAACAUAGAGGAAGAACUGGGUUUGGAGCUUCACACCGAAACAGAAGUUCCAGACCCCAAAUGCUCAGAUUUGGUCAAGACUUUUGGAGCAGAUGUCACUCCAACCACUCCACUUUUUGAAGGUGCUUGGUGUUGAUGGUCUCAGACAACUCUCAGGCAUCUUGGUGUUUCUCUCGCUCGUAUAGUCGUAUCACAGACGUGUAAUUAUAGAAGCAAACGAAUGUAGAAUAAUUAGAAUGAAGCAAACGAAUGUAGAGUAAUUAGGAUGUCAUUUCAACUGGUGUAAAGUUCAUAUGUAUGCUCUAGUUUAAUUAUGACUUAUGAGGUUUUGUCAUUUGCCAUAUUGAGUGCAGCAGGAUUAUCAAGGAGAAUUGGCAGGUGUUAUGAGCUUUGUACUCCGUACUUAUUAUCGCCUUAAUAGAUCUAUUUCAGACA